Molecule: messenger RNA, 414 nt
Organism: Brassica rapa (field mustard)
Lineage: Eukaryota; Viridiplantae; Streptophyta; Magnoliopsida; Brassicales; Brassicaceae
Source: RefSeq, a predicted model, not a curated record
AUGGCGUGUGAUCGAUUCUUCGGUGAUCCUUAUGACUCAGACAAUUGGGUAAACGGAGGCUUCACUUACGUGAAAUCAAACCACAGAAGCAUUGAGUUCUACAAGUUUUGGUACAAAUCUCGUCUAGAUUAUCCAGAGUUACAUGACCAAGAUGUGUUCAACAAGAUCAAACACGAGGCUAUAGUCUCAGAGAUUGGGAUCCAGAUGAGAUUCUUUGACACGGUUUACUUUGGUGGGUUUUGUCAGACGAGCAGAGACAUAAACUUGGUGUGUACGAUGCAUGCUAAUUGUUGUAUUGGAUUAGAGAAGAAGCUUCAUGAUCUUAAUCUCGUUCUUGAUGACUGGAGAAAGUAUUUGUCUUUAUCUGAACAAGUUAAGAAUAUGACUUGGAGUGUUCCUAUGAAGUGUUUAUGA